Molecule: messenger RNA, 1026 nt
Organism: Aphanomyces astaci
Lineage: Eukaryota; Oomycota; Saprolegniomycetes; Saprolegniales; Verrucalvaceae
Exons: 5
Coding region: 1-1026 (341 amino acids)
Biological process (GO): late endosome to vacuole transport via multivesicular body sorting pathway
Cellular component (GO): multivesicular body
Source: RefSeq, a predicted model, not a curated record
AUGGCGAGCAAGAUCCCCGCGACGUUCAAGGCCGUGACGCCGUUCAUACGACGGGCAGAAGAGCUGGAUCGGGACCGAAGCCGCCCCGAAAGCCAGAUGGUGGCGUACUAUUGUCGACAAUACGCUAUGGAGCUUGGGAUCAAGCUUCGGAACCACGACGCGUCGGACGAAGCGUCCAACUACUUGCUUUCCCUCAUGGAAGCGCUGGAAUUGGAGAUGCGCUCGUUGCCUGCGCACACUCAUGAAGAAGGUCGCAUCAUCUGCGAGAACUUUGCCUAUGACAUCUUCAUGCGAGCCGACGAAGAAGAUCGCAACGGCGGCUCCAACAAGAACACUGCUCGUACAUUCUAUGCGGCCGGGAGCUUCUUCGACAUUUUGAAGCAGUUUGGACCUCCCAGCGAAGACGUGUUGGAAAAGACAAAGUACAGCAAAUUCAAGGCCGCCGACAUUCUGAAAGCCAUCAAAGAAGGCCGAACUCCCACGCCUGGAGCUCCCAGCGAACAAAUCCCAAACUCCGCCGCCGUCGACGCCAUUGGCACCGCAGGAGCACCUGCGCAACAGCAAUUCGUCGCAGCCCCUUCCCCGCCAGCCCCUGCUCCUUCCAACGCCCCCGAUUUCCCAAACAUGGCGGCAUUUAGCUACGAUAUUCAACAACCACGACCAGCACCUGUCGAACCCGAAUUCCAACAGCAACCGCCACGGUAUACCCCACCUCCACAAGCAGUGGCACCGCCGCCUUCUCCACCUGCUUACGCGCCACCGCCGUCCGCGCCGCAGUAUGCCCCGCCUCCGACCCCUCCCCAGUUGACGCAGCCAACGUACUCUGAACCGGCCCCCCAACGAUCCAUUCCAUCGUACCAACCGCAACCUGUGACUGCUGGUCCAGCUCGGACAGGAGAGGGGUGGUCGCAAAACAACAUCAACGACGCCAUGGAGUGCGCCAAGUUUGCCGCGGCGGCGCUCAAGUCGCGAGAGGUGGAGCUGGCGAUUCAGCGGCUGGAACAAGCUCUCCAGUGUUUGCGUUAA